Molecule: messenger RNA, 8780 nt
Organism: Zea mays
Lineage: Eukaryota; Viridiplantae; Streptophyta; Magnoliopsida; Poales; Poaceae
Product: kinesin-like protein KIN-12F
Exons: 37
Coding region: 315-8480 (2721 amino acids)
Biological process (GO): microtubule-based movement
Molecular function (GO): microtubule binding; ATP binding; microtubule motor activity
Source: RefSeq, a predicted model, not a curated record
ACAAUACACUGCGCCGUUCGCCACUGUUCCUCCCAGUCCCAGUCUCAGUCCUUCUUCAAGCAGCAGACAGGGCGCGGAGAGGAGGGACUAGGGAGGGUUCUAGAACCUUCUAGAAGUGAACACUCCUUGCCGGGGGCAGCUCCUGUUGCUCUGCGCCUUCUGCAGCGUCUUUGUUCCGCCACUCCUGUUCCUGAGCUCCUCCACUCCACUCAAGUGCUCUCAGAAGGCGGCCGCGGCGGCAGACGAUAGAGAGCACCAUUCGCCGCCUCACCAUCCUCCUGCUCGCCGCCUCCGCCUCCUCCGCCCCGCUCAGAAUGGUGAGGGAUCACGCCGCGCUCCGCCGAACUCCGGCGAAGGCUUCCGCCUCGGAAGCCGGCAACGACGAGAACUCGCCGGGCGUCGUCCCAGAUGUCGCGGCCGUUGGCGUCGCCGUCGCCGCCACGGACCCCGGCCGCCCUCCGCUGCUCGCUAUCCAGCCGCCGGCGUCCGGUCUGAAGCGGAAGCCCGAGUCGCCGGCGCCGACGCCGUCCAAGCUCCCGUUCCGGACCCCCGAGAAGGCCGCCACGCGGAGCCGGUUCGGCUGGGUCCCGCCCCGCGCCGACGAGGCCCCACCGCGGGUCGGCGUGGGGGCAACCCCGCACUGCGCGAUGACCACGCCCCGUGCGCAUCGGGGCAAGGCGGUGACGGUGGCGCCGGCGGCCUCCGAGGGCGGGUCCACGCACAGCACGCCCACCAAGAGCGUCACCAAGCCGGCGCACAGCAUUGGGGCGAGCGGGUCGAGGCCGCCCAUGAGCGGUGGCGGGCCCAGGGGGGCAGGGUUUGGCCUGGGGUUCACCAUGGCGGGGAGGGGACCGCCGACGUCACUUGGGCCGCCGACGGUGGUGAAUUCCGUGGAGGUGCCUCAUUUCGAGCUCCGAGAGGACCCCUCCUUUUGGAUGGACAACAAUGUGCAGGUCGUCAUCCGUGUGCGCCCGCUAAAUAAUAACGAAAAGAACCUGCACAGUUAUUACCGAUGCUUGAAACAAGAAAGUGCGCAGACUAUCACUUGGAUUGGGCAGCCCGAAACUCGUUUUACAUUUGACCAUGUUGCUUGUGAAGCAGUGGAUCAGGAGGUGCUCUUCAGAGUUGCUGGUUUACCAAUGGUUGAGAACUGUAUGGCUGGAUACAACAGCUGUGUGUUUGCUUAUGGACAGACCGGAAGCGGAAAAACAUAUACAAUGCUUGGUGAAAUAAGCGAUCUGGAAGUAAGGCCUAGUCCAGACCGAGGGAUGACACCACGCAUUUUUGAGUUCUUAUUUGCCAGAAUUAAAGCGGAAGAAGAGAGCAGGAGAGAUGAGAAGCUCAAAUACAGUUGCAAGUGUUCUUUCCUGGAGAUAUAUAAUGAACAAAUUACAGAUCUUCUUGAUCCUUCUGCCACAAAUCUCCCACUCCGAGAAGAUAUAAGGAAUGGAGUGUACGUCGAAAAUUUGACUGAAUUCGAAGUUGGCUGUGCCAGUGACAUAAUAAAACUCCUGAUGCAGGGUUCUGCAAAUAGAAGAGUGGCUGCUACAAAUAUGAACCGUGAGAGUAGCCGCUCCCACAGUGUUUUCACCUGUAUCAUUGAGAGUAGGUGGGAGAAGGAUUCAGCAUCCAACUUACGGUUUGCAAGAUUAAAUCUGGUUGAUCUUGCUGGGUCUGAAAGGCAGAGGACAUCUGGAGCAGAAGGUGAGCGGCUGAAGGAAGCUGUUAAUAUUAACAAAUCGUUAUCAACACUUGGCCUUGUGAUAAUGAGUUUAGUUGAUCUAGCGCAUGGCAAACAAAGACACAUUCCAUAUAGGGACUCAAGAUUGACAUUCCUUCUCCAAGAUUCACUUGGAGGGAACUCAAAAACUAUGAUCAUUGCAAAUGUCAGCCCUUCAGUAUGUUCUGCUAACGAAACACUCAGCACCCUGAAGUUUGCUCAGCGUGCAAGGCUCAUUCAGAACAAUGCGGUUGUUAAUGAAGACGCUUCAGGAGAUGUGCUAGCUUUACAACAUCAGAUACGUCUCCUAAAGGAGGAGCUUGCUGUCCUCAAGCGUCAACAUGUCACUAGAUCUUUAUCCUUCUCAGCUGAUGUUUUUGGAGGUGAUGUUGAUGAUGGUAGUGAAAACAUGAGUGUGGAUGACAAGAAUGAUAAUAAAGCCCAUAACGGACACUUUUUGAAAGAUAUACGAUUUUCAAAUAAGCAGGUGAGGUCACUGGAAGAAGCACUUGCCGGAGCAUUACGGAGAGAAUCAACUGCAGAAAAUACUAUAAAGGAACUUGAACUUCAAAUUGAGCAGUUGAAUGAAUUGGUUCGACAAAGAGAGGAUGACACAAGAUCGGCUAAGAUGAUGCUUAAGUUUCGGGAUGAUAAGAUUCAUAGAAUGGAGGUUCUUGUGAACAGUAAAUUGCCAGCACAAUCAUAUCUACUGGAGGAAAACAAAACCUUAUCACAAGAAGUUGAACUUCUUAGGGAAAGAGUUGAUAAAAAUCCAGAAGUAACUCGUUUUGCACUAGAAAAUAUUCGUCUCUCAAGCCAACUGAAGAGGUCCCAGCUCUUCUUCAACGAAGGGGAGAGGGAGCUUCUAUUGAAUGAAAUUUCUGAGCUUCGAAAUCAGGUUUCACAAAUACUUGAACAGAGGACAGAAACCGAGCAACAAAAUACCUUUUCUGACAAAACUAAGUUGAAAAGGACCAGCCAAGAAGUAGAAACAUGUAGAAGCAACCGUCAAGUUUGCUUAGAAUCGAACAUAGCACUAACAAGGGAAAUAGCUGAUCUUGUGGAAGAGAAAACAGCCCAUGCGGAAGCUGAGGAAAAACCAGCUGGUUUAGGUGACAAACUGCAAGAAGCAAACAUACAUAUCCUCCAAUCGUGUAAGCAUUGUGAGGCAAUGGAAAGAGAAUUGAACGAGUCAAGAUCUCUUAUUGAAGCUCUUGAAUCACAGCAGAUUAUAUUGAUAAACGAAAUAGCUGAACUUAAGAAGGGGUGUGUCGAAAUCUCAAGGUUGAACAGUGAACUUGACCUCCACCAUAGGCAGGAUUACUUGACCAAAGAGGAGCCCAAAGCGGAACUUCUUAAGUGUUUCGGUAAAGAAGAUUCACCUUUGCAGAGGAAGUUUAAAAGAAUGCAAGCUUCACUUGAAAAGGCACGGAACCUAAAUACAAGGUACCAAAUAGAUCAGGCAUCACACUGUUUUGCUGAGAAAGAAAUGGAUGAAGUUCGUAAACAGGUUGAGGUUGAAACAGCUAAGGUGAUUCAAUGCUUAGAAGAAGAUCUGAUAUCAGUCCAACAGCAACUAAAUGCAAGCAACAAAAAUGACUUGUUAGCCAAACAAAGCAUAAAUGAACUUCAACUAGAAAUCAAGCAGUUGAAUGAUAAGUUACUUGAGGUGUUGAAAGAGAACGAAAUAUUUUCUUCUGUGACCAAGGAAAAAGAAAAGGAAAUUGAACUAUUGUCCAAUGACUGGAACAGAUUAGCUGCCGACAUUGGAAAAUGUCUUGUGGAUGGAAAUGCAGCUUUAGGUGAAGCUUCUGAUCAGGUUGCCUUUAUUUCCAAAUCUUUAUCUCAAAGAAAAUGGAUCGAGAAACAAGUUCGAAAGCUGUGUAGUGGUAUAUCUGAAAGAGAUGAGCUACUCGAAGAGCUUCAGAACAGGUUGAAAGAGGCAGAUGAUAUAAGACGUGACUUAGACUUGAAAUUAAGGUCCUUAAGAGGAGCAAUGCAGGUUGUAAAUGAAGAGCAUCAGCAGGAAAAAUGUGAUCAAGAAAAAGAAAUAUAUUUUCUAAGAUCACAAAUAUCUGAACAAGGACAUGUAAACAAUCACCAACUAGAAGAAAUUCACAGAAUAAACCUAUUGUUGGAUGAAUCAAUUGAGACUUUUGUACAGAAGGAGGUUCUGCAACAGACCUGUGUUUCUUUACAAAAGGCAAUGGGAGAAGAGAUUCAUCGUCUGGAGUCACAAUUAGACCAGUCAAAGAUACAUUUUGCUCAUUUAUUGAAUCAGACUCAGGAAAAGGAACAGCUUAUUGGGAAGCUUAAAAAUGAAGAGUUAAAUGUUUUGUUAAGACUGAUGUCAGAAGUUCUAAAGACAAACAGUACUGUACGUGAGCUUCGAAUUGGAUUCAAUACAUUGCAGUCAAGCCUUUAUAUGAGCCCUGAAGUGAUCGCCUGUCAAAAUUCAGAUUUGAACUUAGAGGAUCGGGUCGACCUUAGGGCCAAUGAAGCGUUCCAAUCUGUGGAGCGGCAAAAUGCUGAGGUUCUUUGCCAACAUAGCAAAGAAAUGGAGCUUGCAGUUCAAGGAAUGCAGAUAAUGCAGUCUCAAAUGACUAAACUUCUUCAAGAAAAAGAAAAUGCGAAGGAGUUUAAUUUGGAGAGUCAAAGAACAAUUAAAGAUCUAAGUGAUGAGGUCCUUAGAUUGAAUUCACAUAUAAUUGAAAAAGAAAGAUCCUAUGAAGCUAAAUUGGAAGAGCUGAAUACAAAAAUCCACGAACACGAUGCAUCAUUUAUUUCAUGGAAUGAAGAGAACGAGGCACUUCGAAUUGAGGUUUCGGAGGCAAAACUUGUUGUGGCCCAGAAAUCUUUUGAGUCUGCAACUCUUACAGCCAAAUUUGAAGAAGCGCAGGCAACUAUAAGAGAUGCAGACUCUACGGUCAAGGCAUUGGUCGAAGCAAACGAAAAGGCAAAAUUCGAAGCAGAUAAGUAUGAAGAGAAGGAGGCUUUGUUUAGUGCUGAAACAGAAAGCAUGCUAAGUGAAAUUAGUAGUCUGAAAAUGCUGCUGGAUAUGAAGGAACAAAGUUACAAGCUUAUGGAAAAGCAAUUCCAGUCAGGCUUGCUUGAAGCAAAUGAGCUAGCUCUUGAGCUGGAAGAUGGCAUUAGACUUACGCAGAAUUUAUUACAGCAGAAGCUUGAGUUUGUUUCUUCUGAUGUUGAGUGGAUGAAGGAAAGGGUCCAGCAGUUUGCAGGGUUGACUAGAAAAUGGUUAGAGGAGAAUUGGCUGGAGAUAAUUGGCAAAGAUUGUGCUAUCUCUGUGUUGCACCUCUGUCACAUGGAGAUUCUUUUGGAGAGAAUCACUGGGUUGAAUGCAGAAAAUGGUUUCCUUCAGCACGGGCUGUGUGAAUCUAAUUCUUUGAUAUCUAAACUGCGAGAGCACAAUGAAAAAGCCAAGAAUGAACUGGAGAUGUGCAGUGUUCUCAAAGGGAAAUUAUUACUUGACAUCAACCAUAGUUUUAGUCGUAUUGCUAAGAAGGAACAAGAAGCAACCGAGUUGAACUCGAGAUUAGAUUCUUUUGAGAAGAAGAUUCUGCAUUUGCAAGCACAAGAAGAAGCAAUGGUGGAACGGUCAAAUUCAAUGUACAGUGAGCUCUCCAUUUUGAUUGAAGAGAUUGAUGCUACAAAUAGGAGUGCCUUGGCAGCUGAAUCCAAAGAAAAGGAAGAACUACGCCACCAACUGGAUGAAGCUUUGUUUGUCAGUGAAAUGUUGAAGGAUAAAAUGCUUGUAGAGUUGAAUCUGCUUCAAACAAAUAACUACAAACCUUUAAAUAAUAUUCAAGGCUGCAAUGAAUUUGAGCUGUGCAAUUCACUUGCAGAUUAUCGAAGUGAUUUAAUGAUAACCGGUAUUAUCACAAAGGAUAUUGAGUCUACUGUUUUGGCUUUGGAACUGAAGCAACACAAACUACAGCUGCAAGAGCAACGAGUUAUGUUUACCGAUGUCCUUGAAGAAUUGAUGGCACUGGCAGAAGCAACUCUAUGGAAAGUGAACCAGCAUUUGGAGAAUAUUGCAAUCUGCACUUUACAUGAGGAGAACAAUGAGGCAAGGGUUGAUUUGGAGAACCUGAAGCAAAAUUGUGAAGAAAUUAUGAAAAAAUUGCAUGCCAUGAACGAGGAAAACACAACACUUAAAUGUUUAAUGUCCUCCUUCCAAACAAAUUUGGAUGCAAAAAACAAAGCUUUGAUGGAGUUGGAAUGCUCUCAUGCAACCAUAUGUACGGAGCUGGAACUGACAAUUGAUGCCAUGAAUCGCAGAAGUACUAGAGAAAAUUAUUUCAUUUCUGAAAAUGAAACGUUGAAGCAGGAAAUUCGGAAUAUUUUGUGCAAGGAUCAGUGCAUGGUUGAAUUAAUGGAUAACAUUGAAGCAGAUAAGUUAUUUUCCACCAUUGAAGGUCGCUUGCAAUUGGUUACUGAUCAUGUGCACAAUUACAUUACUGAGCAAAUAAACACGAUGAGCAAGUUAUCCAAUGACUUAGACAUUAUCGAAGUAUCAGCCCAGGAGUUAAGCACACAGAAUUCACUUCUCAAGUCCGAAUUAAUCAGAAAAGAGGAAUUAACAAAGGGCUUAUCAUUUGAUCUUAGCCUGUUACAAGAGUCUGCAUCUGUAGCGAAAGAUCAAGCAGCUGAGAUUACAGGGUUGAGAAAAGUAAUAAAAUCUUUGGAACUAGAGCUUGCAUCUAAGUCGCUUGAACUUGAUGAUGUUGUUUCUGAUAGGCAACAAUUGGAAGCAAUGAUUUUGAAGUGUAAUCAAAAUGUUGCUGCCCUAGAGGAGGAGCUGGGAAAGAAGAUUGAUGAAUUAAACAUAGUUUCUAUGGAGAAUGCUGAACUAAAAUCGCAGAUCCAGCAUAUUGAAGAGAUUAGUUGCACUAUGGAGGAGUUAGCUGAUAAAAGUGAAGUAAUUAGAAGACUUGAAGAAAAGUUGAUUGAAUCAAGAACUUUAAUUGAUGAAAGGAGUGUCUGUCUUCAGAGCUUGCAAAAUGAUUUCUCCAAACUCUCAGAUGAAAAGACAUCAUGUGACACUGAGUUGCUUAUCUUGAAAGAGAAGCUGGAGAUGGCUCAGGCACUUGCAGAAGAAAGUGAAGCAAUUGCUACAGAAUCUCGGCAGAUAGCUGAGGAGCAUAAGGCAUAUGCCGAAGGGAAGGAUGAAGAAGUAAAGGUAUUGGAGAGGUCAAUUGAAGAACUUGAGAAUACUGUAUGCGUUUUAGAAAGCAAAGUGGAAAUUGUCAAGGAAGAAGCAGAGCGGCAAAGAAUGCAGCGAGAAGAACUAGAAGUGGAGCUGCAGAAAGUUAGGCAACAAAUGCUAGCUGUACCACCCUCUGGGAAAGCAAGGAGAUAUAUGGAAGAUGGAAUGAUUGAUUUAGCUGACUCAUCCAGGCACCCAGUAGAUAUGCACAAUGAGCUCCUCAGUGCUCAAGAGACUAUUAGAAUACUUAGAAAGGAGGUUUCUGAGAAGGAAUCAGAGAUUGCUCAGUGCAAUGCACAUAUCUCAGAACUAAACAUUCAUGCUGAGGCAGCGGCACAAGAAUACAAGCACAAGUUGAUGGAGCUGGAGACUAUGGCACAACAGGUUAAGACAGACAAUUCCACAGCACAUGCUUGCUCUGGGAGACAAGAGAAGAUUAACUCAAAACCUCGGGGCUCAGGUUCUCCAUUUAAAUGUAUCGGCAUCGGCUUUGUGCAACAGAUGAAUUCUGAGAAAGAUGAAGAGCUUAGUGCUGCAAAACAACGUAUUGUGGAACUAGAGGGCAUAGCAGCUAGUAGACAAAGGGAGAUAUUCAUGUUGAAUGCGAAACUAGCAACAACAGAGAGCAUGACGCACGAUGUGAUUCGAGAUAUGCUUGGGGUUAAAAUGAACAUGACAACCUGGGCGGCUCUAGCUGACAACCAGCAAAAGCUGGAGACAAAAGAGCCCAUCACUUCUCAAGCACAGGAAAUCAAAGACCAGUCCAAUGAGCUGAUGAAUUUGAAGCGGCAGCUUGAUGAAUUCAUUGAAGAGAGACAGAGCUGGCUUGACGAAAUAAACCAGAAGCAAUCAGAGCUUGGAGCUGCCCGCAUUACUAUAGAGAAGUUACGACAACGGGAACACUUUAUGGUAGCUGAAAUAGAGUUGCUAAAGGCUGAGAAUUCAAACUACAAAACCAUCAUCCUUAACCUUGAAGCCGAAGUGAAGAACCUUACCAGACAACAGAACCUCCAGCUCCGAAUAAAUCACCACGUUAAAACGAAGGAAGAGAACAUCCUGCUGAAGAGGCAGAACGAAGAGCUAAGUGCAAAGCUGAAACAGCUGGGGGGCAUCCUUACCCGUACGAAGGAAGAGCUCGCCCGCUACAGGGUUUCAAAUGGAAGAGAUCCGCACGAACUGAUCGAGGAGGAGGAGCUUCUGAGGAAGAAACUAGACGAGAGCGAACGAGAUAGAAGCCAGCUGGCGGAAAACCUAUCAAGCCUAUGCUCCAGCAUUCUGAAGGUCGCUGGAGUUUCGGACUCAGAAUCUGACGCUACUCUUUUGAAAGCAUCGGAGUGCUUGGAUCAGCUCCAGUGCCGUAUCGCUUCUUUGGAAGGCCAAGUUGAGGAUCUAAAUCUAAAGUGCAAACUAGUGCGUGAAAAGGCCCGCCUGUGCGAGCUCCGGAGCAACUCGUCGUCUCUGCGCACAGGGGCGAAGGGCAAUCUGACAUCGCCCAGUCCGGACACAUCGCCAAGCAUUUCGUCCUUCCGAUGACACAAGCGGACGGAUACAUCGCCGAGAAGCUAGUGUACAUUAGUACGUACAUAACACAUUCCGUGUAACUAUUCUAGUGCAGCCGGGCUGCUUAGGGAGGAUUAGUUCAGUCCAACAAUCUCCCUUUGCUGAUUUUAUAUAUAUCUGCUGUACAAUAUAUAUACCGUGUGUGUACUUGAUGCAGUUCCAUUCAACACUUGUCUUCUCUCUUCGUCUGUCGUUUUCUUUCUUCUAAUGUACAGCAGGACUUAAAAAUUGGAAUACACAUGCAAUCAAAGCAGUGCCAUGUUUAUGCAGUUC